Echinococcus granulosus is the source of this 363-nucleotide messenger RNA. RefSeq names its product Phototropin-2. Gene Ontology annotation, molecular function: protein kinase activity; ATP binding. The transcript has 3 exons. The record is from RefSeq and is a predicted model, not a curated record. Gene Ontology annotation, biological process: protein phosphorylation. NCBI's taxonomy places the organism in Eukaryota, Metazoa, Platyhelminthes, Cestoda, Cyclophyllidea, Taeniidae. The coding region runs from base 1 to 363 and encodes 120 amino acids.
AUGACAGCCAAACAGUCUCUUCAUCCCCUUACACGGACUCCAGCCUUUGUGCUACGCAAAGGAAGCUGUUUUUACCUGAGAAAUCUCACCUCCAAUGUUGGCUUCCUAGGUGAAAAUGGUGCAGAAUUUUAUAGCGGCGAAAUUAUCUGUGGUCUGGAGCGCUUUCAUGCUAUGCAUAUCGUCCACUUAGACACCAAGCCCAACAAUAUGCUUCUCCUCGAUUCGGGUCACAACGCGAUGCGCUGCAAGAAGGCGGACUUCGAUGGAAUAUGGACAACAAUGGCAUGGGGCACUGGUGAAUUGUCAUCAUCACCGAGUCGACUAAUCUACACACCUGUUUCUCUCUGCUAUCAGCAUCCUUGA